Messenger RNA from Mercenaria mercenaria, 10108 nucleotides. RefSeq lists its product as uncharacterized. The coding region runs from base 222 to 1649 and encodes 475 amino acids. Lineage: Eukaryota; Metazoa; Mollusca; Bivalvia; Venerida; Veneridae. The transcript is spliced from 12 exons. The record is from RefSeq and is a predicted model, not a curated record.
UCACAGUUGUGUACAUGAGCAUGUAUGUAUGUAUUGGGAAGUGUGUAUUUUGUUACUACCUGUAUAAUUUCAGAUAAAACUAAAUCAAAAAAGCAGAUUUUUGUAAGAAUUAUCGGUUAACAUGUCAUUUAAUUUAAUGUGUUGGUUUUGUGUUUCCUGUUGACAUUGUUCUUGUAAUGGAAGUUAAUGUGUUAAAUUAAGUAUAAGCUAAGCCUAAGGAUAUGAAUUGGAUGCAAAGAAAACUGAAUCGAAAUAUUAACAGAUUGUGUAACUUUGGAUCCUCUCUCCUAAUGCAGCAAUCUCCAAGGAAUGGUACCAAUGCUAGAAGAUGGCUGGCGGUGUUUAUUCUGUUCUCACUGUGCAUGGUAAUGUUCUUCCUGCUGGGAAACAUGCGUCUCCCGCCACAUCUCAAUCCUGACAGUAGCAGGUGGCUGCCGUAUCGAUUCCAGAAAGUGAAAGAUAAGUUCUGGUUUGAGCACUCCUGUUUGAAGAGUGGGAUGCCAGAAGUUUUUGAGGACCUUGAACGUCUGAUGACAGAAUGGAGACAAUCUAAAAAUAAAGAAUGCAGGCAGCUUUUCUUUACGUUUCUGAAGUUAUUCAGGCUGACAUUCCAGCAAGGAGAAAUUGUCAUUCCAGAUGCAUUUUCAAGUAAAGUUAGGAAAUGGCUUGGAAAUAAAGAAGAAUUAUAUGAAGAGUCUAAAAAGCAGACAAUUAUCUCUGUGUACAACAAAUAUACUCGUGAGCAAAACAUGUACAACCCUAUCAGGAAUAAACGUCCCAUGUCAAUUCCAAAAAUACCAGAAAGAGAGUAUAUAGACCAGUUAGCCAGAGAGACUCAGCCAGAUUGUGAUUUCUGUAAAUAUAAAGAUUCUACUGCUGAGGACGUGUUUGGACGUAUUGACAAUAAAUAUUCAUACAGUGCUUCCAAUACAUUCAAGUUAGAUCGCUGGCAUGCUCUGUUUAUGUUGAAAUCACAUCAUCCACACAACUGGACUAGAGAACAGUUCUUGGAUCUCAUGACUACUGGUCAACAAUGGUUUGAUCAAGUGUACAAGUUAGACAGCAUGCAUAAAUACCCAUCACUGAUAUGGGAUCUACUUCCUCACGCUGGUGCCAGUCAAGUUCAUCCUCAUGUACAUGGAUUUCUCGAUAAAGAUGCAUACCAAGGUGCAAUGGAGUUAUGGAGAAAAGCUGCACUGGACUACAAUACUGAUGUUCCUAAUCAUAAUUACUUCACAGAUGUCAUAGAAAUACAUUCAAUAUUAGGUCUUACUGUAACAUAUGGCAAGGCAGUUGCCUUUGCUAACUUGGUACCAAAGAGAGACAAUGAGAUUGUGAUAGUCAGUGAGAAAGCAGACAAAGAUUUCUAUUUACUUUGGUAUUUUGUCAUGAGAGCAUUCUUAGAUGAUAUUGGAAGUGGAAGUUUGUGUUUUAGUUCUGGCAUUGCAUUUCCUAGCAUGAGUGGUGAUAUCAGCUGUAAUUCGCUGCCAGCGUAUGUACGUAUACUUACACGAGGCUCAGUUGCUGAUGUACGUUCUGAUAUCAGCUCACUGGAAUUAUUCACAGCAUCAAAUGCAAACACAGAUCCAUACAAGAUAAUAGAAGUUAUAAGACAGUCAGUGAAUAAACGUGGUUAUAGCCAUAGAUAGCAGUAGUGGAAUAGUUUUAACUGUAUUCUGUGAUUUAACAAGAUCAAUGAGAUUGAGAAUAGGGUAUUGUACAUUUGUUAGGUCAUUAUAAAUUAAUUGCUGGAUUAUCAUCCGAAUUUUCCAUUAGAAAGGGUUGGGAGGGAGUAUUUUAUAUUUUAUUUUCAUCUGUACUAAUUGAUCAUGUCCAGUAUGAAAAAGUACUAACUGCGUAAGGUUUAACUACAGUCGAACUUUGUUACUUGAACUUAACGUGAACGUCAAAAUUUGUUCGAACAACUGGAAGUUCGAGCUAUCGAAUAAUAUACGUUAUAUAGGGAUUUUUCUGGGAUCUUAUAAUUAGUUCAAAAGAAGGGUGGUUCUCGAAUUAUCUAUAUAUGCAGUUAGAUGUAUGGAUAGUUUAACAGCAAAAAAAUAUUCAAAAGACAAAUGUUUUGUCUUUCUUAUGGACUCUUUGUGAAAAGUGUAUGGUGAUUAUUUUUUUUUUUAAAUAUUAAGAAGCAGCAUUAUAAGUAGGGUAGAGGGGAUGAUAAUUUUGUUAUUGAUUUAUUAUGGUCUUGUAUUCGUUGCUGAUAAAAUCUCAUGGAUUAUAAGUAGAGGUCCAAAGUUUUUAUCAGAGUUGUCUCUCUUUCAUUAUUUGUUGUGAUUAUUGUCAACUCUACUACAGGUUCUCAUGUGCAGAAUGGAAGAAGUUAUAAUUUGUAUGGCUAACGUAUAGAAACUUUUCACACAUUGAUGGACUCUAUUGGCUUUGACUGUAACGGUCAUGUGUAGUCUACAGCUGGUACACAAAAAUUUUACAUUUGUUACCAUUUGGUACUGUGAAAUCCUUUAAUCUCUUUGACAUGAAAUUUUGUUGUUAGCCCACCAUCAUCAGAUGGUGGGCUAUUCAAAUCACUCUGCGUCCGUGGUCCGUCGUCCGUCCGUCCGUCAGUCCGUCCGUCCUUCCUUCCGUCCGUUAACAAUUUCUCGUUAUCGCAUCUCCUCAGAAACUACAUGGGGGAUUUUGACCAAACUUUGUCAGAAUGAUGUAUUGGUACCCUUGUUUUGUCCCCCUGAAAAUCAGACUGGUUCAACAAUUUUUUAGUAAGUUAUGGCCCUUUGUUUAUUUCUAUAAUUUACAUAGAUUUAUAUAGGGAAAAACUUUGAAAAUCUUCUUGUCCAAAACCACAGAGCCUAGGGCUUUGAUAUUUGGUAUGAAGCAUCAUCUAGUGGUCCUCUACCAAGAUGAUUCAAAAUAUUUCCUUGGGGUCUAAUAUGGCCCCGCCCCGGGGGUCACAUGGUUUAUAUAGACUUAUAUAGGGAAAAACUUUGAAAAGCCUCUUGUUCAAAACCACAGGGCCUAGGGCUUUGAUAAUUUGUAUAUGACAGCAUCUAGUGGUCUUCUACUAAGAUUGUUCAAAUUAUCCCCCUAGGGUCAAAUAUGGCUCCGCCCCGGGGGUCACAUGGUUUACAUAGACUUACAUAAGGAAAAACGUUGAAAAUCUUCUUGUCCAAACCACAAAGCCUAGGGCUUUGGCAUUUGUAAUGUAGCAUCAUCUAGUGGUUCUCUACCAAGUUUGUUCAAAUUAUCCCCCUAGGGUCAAAUAUGGCCCCGCCCUGGGGGGUCACAUGGUUCAUAUAGACUUAUAUAGGGAAAAGAUUUUAAAAUCUUCUUGUGAAUAACCUACAACAUUCAAAUUUGGAUCACAUGUAUGGUUUUGAGUGGCAAGAUGAACCUUGACAUGAGUUGACCUUGAUUUUGACCUAGUGACCUACUUUUACAUUUCUGUAGCUACAGCCUUCAAAUUUGGACCACUUGCAUAGUUUUGUGCACUGAAAAAAAUUUGACCUUGACUUUGACCUAGUGACCUUCUUUCACAUGUUUGAAGGUACAGGCUGCAAAUUUGGACCACAUGCAUAGUUUUGUGUUCCAAAUUGGAAUUUGACCUUGAUUUUGACCUACUGACCUACUUUCACAUUUCUCAAGCUACAGCCUUCAAAUUUGGACCACAUGUAUAGUUUUGUGUACCGAAACAAACUUUGACCUUUACAUUGACCUAGUGACCUACUUUCACAUUUUUGAAGGUACAAGCUUCAAAUUUGGAACACAUGCAUAGUUCUGUGUUCCGAAAUAAAAUUUGACCUUGAUUUUGACCUAGUGACUUACUUUCACAUUUCUCGAGCUACAGCCUUCAGAUUUGGACCACAUGCAUAGUUUUGUGUACCGAAAUGAACUUUGACCUUAAGAUUGACCUAGUGACCUACUUUCACAUUUCUGUAGCUACAGGCUUCAAAUUUAGACCACAUGCAUAGGAUUGUGUACUGAAACAAACUUUGACCUUGACAUUGACCUAGUGACCUACUUCCACAUUUUUGAAGGUACAGGCUUUAAAUUUGGACCACAUGCAUAAAUUUGUGUUCUGAAGUGUAAUUUGACCUUGAUUUUGACCUAGUGACCUACUUUCACAUUUCGUCAUUGAAAUUGAUCUAGUGACCUACUUUCACAUUUCUCAAGCUACAGCUUUCGAAUUUGGACCACAUGCAAAGUGUUGUGUACGGAAAUGAAAUUUGACCUUGAGCUAGUCAGUAAGUCUUGAAAUUUGGAACACUCAAAAAUGGCACAUUGGUGGGCGCCAAGAUCACUCUGUGAUCUCUUGUUUUAGUUAAAACUGCUGUUCAUCUUGUAUCUUGAUGUGGUUUUAUAAUUUUAAAGAUAUUAGGAAUUUUAUUCAGAAUUUUGGAUUUUGAUCUCGCAAUAGUUAAUAGAAGGAUUUUUCUUGAAUAUUGUUGUUACAUUUUUUGAGUGCAAAAAGUGUAAAUACUGUAGAAUCUGGUAAAUAAGCGCAUAUUCGAAUAUAAGUGCAUAUCAAAAGUAAGCGCAUGUGGCCUUACCGUUAUUCCGUAUGGGAUAAUAAGGGCAUGUCAUGCCCUUACCAUAAUUUUGUCUCGAAAGUAGGCGCAUAUCCGAUUACUGGUAAACAAACAACAGAUGCAGGAAAAUACGUAAUUAACGGUAUUAUUCCGUGAUGAUUGUUUAUCUUAAAUACAGGUGACAAGUGUUCUUACCUGUUGAAUAGUCGAUGGGUGUUAAAUGAUUUUAACGUCUAUUGUCUAAUAAAACGAUAAUUGUUUACGAUAAUCAUACGUUUUGAUUAGAAAAUGUUUUUAGUAAAUGAAAGUAAAAGUUUGAAUACCAGAAAGUUGUUUUGUAAAUCUCUUAAAAGAAUAUUGAUAAAAUGCUACAAUUUUUGUGUUGAACAAUUAUUGAAUAGUCCGAGGGAAUGAACAUUAUUUGCAAAUUAAGUAGUUCAUUAUGCUGUCAUUAUGUAUAGAUACUGAAGGUUUAUACAAUAAAAGGAAGUAGUUCACUGCUCACGUCCAUGACCAUGUUUUACUUUCGUUUUCUCAACCAAGGUAAGCACUGUCAGUUUUCCUAAUAUAUCAAACUUAGGCGCACACGGCUUGUCUAUAAGCGCACAUCAAAUGUAAGUGCAUAGUUUAGGCUUAAGUAUAAGCGCAUAUCAAAAAUAGGCGCAUUAAAGUGUCACUAAAAUUAUUAUAAGCGUAAACACUUAUUUACCAGGUUUUACAGUACUUGUUUUAAGAAUAGGUCAUUUUUUGAUGAUUGUAUCAAAUAAGGGUUGUUUUUUUUUUUGUAUGAAACUUGGCCGCCAUGUUGCUAGUCACUAUUUUCAAAGAGAGUAUUAUUUCUCCUACUAGCAGUCAUUUUAUUUAUAGCAUAAGAACAAGUGUACAUUUACAUCAGUAUUUUAUACAACAAAAUUAUAAUAUGAUUAUGUCUGCACUUGUAGUUAGCAGAUAUUGUUACAUUUAUUAAAACUAAAGAGUUAAAUUGAAACUACGCAUGUGCUAUAUAACCAUUUUAUACCCAGUCAUUACUGUUUUAAUUAUUCCUUAACCCUUACCCUGCUAUAUUUCUAUAAUGGAUUGGACCAUCUUCCAAUAUGGGCAGUACCAUUUAUCAUUUGAAGGGGUGUUUACUAAAAAUUUACUGACUGAAUAGCGAACAGUGCAGACCAUGAUCAGACUGCACGGAUGUGCAGGCUGAUCUUGGUCUGCACUGGUCGCAAAGGCAGAAUCACUUGCCGCCAGCAGGCUAAGGGUUAAUUAAACCAAAAAAACUUACCUUUGAAUACAUUGAACAGUUCACGUUCAUUUUACUCACAUGUUUUUUUCUUGAUGUUAUAACUGUAAAUGGGAGGUCAAGGUCACAUAUCUGGGUCAAAGGUCAAUUUUAAGUUUAGUUUAUAAUUCUGCCAUGUAUUAAUGGAUUUGGAAAUAGCUUUGCAUAAAAGCUCACCCAAAGAAGACAUAAAACUAAUAAUACCUUGGUCUAGCUCAAAGGUUGUGUUUGCAAGUGAAAAAUUAACAACAGUCAUUUUUUUGUGCCUUGUCUGAAAAAUUGACAUUCAUGAAGAAAAGUAGGGAUAGUUUUGGAUAAAUGCAAAUGUGAUAUUGUCAUAUGCAGCAGACAUUUGGCUUGUGGCAUCAAGUUAUUGUAUAUUUUUACACAAGAUUUUGUCGUUCAUAAGAUGAUGUAUUGCAUGUAUUAUUAUCUGUUUACAUGUCCAUCUUAUUCCUUUUGCCUCAGUCACCAUGACAAAUACCAGGUCUGAAAUUGAUACCACUGUCUGGCAUCCAGUCUUUUACCUCAAAGUGUAAUACUAUAAUAUGUAUGUCUUGUGUGUUUUUAGCUCAGAUGUCACAAAGUGGCAAGGUGAGCUUUUGUGAUCGCGCAGCGUCCGUCGUCCGUCCGUGCGUCAGUCCGAGCCCACGAAUGAACAUUUGUUGGGUAUAGAGAACAAUAGGUAACGUUAAAUUCUAUUCAUUCAUGGGAUCUGUAUGAAAGUUGGUCUGAAUGUUUAUCUUGAUGAUAUCUAGGUCAAAUGCGAAACUGGGUCAACUCUGGUCAAAAACUAGGUCAGUAGGUCUAAAAAUCGAAAAACCUUGUGACCUCUGUAGAGGCCAUACUUAUAAAUGGAUCUUCAUGAAAAUUGGUCAGAAUGUUCACCCUGAUGAUAUCUAGAUCAGAAUCGAAACUGGGUCACGUGCCAUCAAUAACUAGGUCAGUAGGUCAAAUAAUAAAAAAAACCUUGUGACCUCUCUAGAGGCCAUAUUUUUCAUGGGAUCUGUAUGAAAGUUGGUCUGAAUGUUCAUCUUGAUGAUAUCUAGGCCAGGUUUGAAACUGGGUCAACUGCGGUCAAAAACUAGGUCAGUUGGUCUAAAAAUAGAAAAACCUUGUGACCUCUCUAGAGGCCAUACUUUUGAAUGGAUCUUCAUGAAAUUGGUCAGAAUGUUCAUCUUGAUGAUAUCUAGGUCAAGUUCGAAACUGGGUCACGUGCUUGUCAGUAACUAGGUCAGUAGGUCAAAUAAUAAAAAAACCUUGUGACUUCUCUAGAGGCCAUAUUUUUCAUGGGAUCUGUAUGAAAGUUGGUCUGAAUGUUCAUCUUCAUGAUAUAUAGAUCAAAUUCGAAAAUGGGUCAACUGCCGUCAAAAACUAGGUCAGUAGGUCUAAAAAUAGAAAAACCUUGUGACCUCUCUAGAGGCCAUACUUUUGAAUGGAUCUUCAUGAAAAUUGGUCAGAAAAUUUUAACCUUGAUGAUAUCUAGGUCAAGUUCGAAACUGGGUCACGUGCCUUCAAUAACUAGGUCAGUAGGUCAAAUAAUAAAAAACCUUGUGACCUCUCUAGAGGUCAUAUUUUUCAAUGGCUCUUCAUGAAAAUUGGUUAGAAUUUUUAUCUUGAUGAUAUCUAGGUCAGGUUCAAAACUGGGUCACACGAGCUUAAAAACUAGGUCACUAUGUCAAAUAAUAGAAAAAACUGACGUCAUACUUAGUUCAAAACUGGGUCAUGUGGGGACAGGUGAGCGAUUCAGGACCAUCAUGGUGCUCUUGUUAUAGUUUUCUUCGAAAGACCUUUAAAGUCUUUCUUUCCUACAAACAUAACUACCAUUGAAUGCUUGUCCAUUAAUGUGAUGUUGAAAACAUGAAACUAGUCUUUAUUGGGCAUUGACUUCUUUUUUUAGCUCACCAGUCACAAAGUGACAAGGUGAGCUUUUGUGAUCGCGCGGCGUCCAUCGUUCAUGCGUCCCUAAACCUUUGGUCAUUUUUCAUGGGAUCUUUAUGAAAGUUGGUCUGAAUUUUUAUCUUGAUGAUAUCUAGGUCAAGUUCAAAACUGGGUCACGUGCGGUCCAAAACUAGGUCAGUAGGUCUAAAAAUAGAAAAACCUUGUGACCUCUCUAGAAACUUUAUUUUUCAAUGGAUCUUCAUGAAAAUUGGUCAGUAUGUUCACCUUGAUGAUUUCUAGAAUAAAUUUGAAACUGGGUCAUGUGUUGUCAAAAACUAGGUCAGUAGGUCAAAUAAUAGAAAAACUUUGUGAUCUCUCUAGAGGCCAUAUUUUUCAUGGGAUCUGUAUGAAAGUUGGUCUGAAUAUUCAUCUUGAUGAUAUCUAGGUCAGAUUCGAAACUGGGUCACAUGCAGUCAAAAACUUGGUCAGUAGGUCUAAAACUAGAAAAACCUUUUGACCUCUCUAGAGGCCAUAUUUGUUAAAUGAUUUUCAUGAAAAAUGGUCAGAAUGUUCACCUUGAUGAUAUCUAGGUCAAGUUUGAAACUGGUUCACAUGCGGUCAAAAACUAGGUCAGUAGGUCUAAAAAUAGAAAAACCUUGUGACCUCUCUAGAGGCCAUACUUUUCAUGAGAUCUUCAUGAAAAUUGGUGAGAAUGUUCACCUUGAUGAUAUCUAGGUCAAGUUCGAAACUGGGUCACGUGCCUUCAAUAAUUAGGUCAGUAGGUCAAAUAAUAAAAAAACUUGUGACCUCUCUAGAGGUCAUAUUUUUCAAUGGAUCUUCAUGAAAAUUGGUUAGAAUUUUUAUCUUGAUGAUAUCUAGGUCAGGUUCAAAACUGGGUCACACGAGCUUAAAAACUAGGUCACUAUGUCAAAUAAUAGAAAAAACUGACGUCAUACUUAGUUCAAAACUGGGUCAUGUGGGGACAGGUGAGCGAUUCAGGACCAUCAUGGUGCUCUUGUUAUAGUUUUCUUCCAAAGACCUUUAAAGUCUUUCUUUCCUACAAACAUAACUACCAUUGAAUGCUUGUCCAUUAAUGUGAUGUUGAAAACAUGAAACUAGUAUUUAUUGGGUAUUGACUUCUUUUUUUAGCUCACCAGUCACAAAGUGACAAGGUGAGCUUUUGUGAUUGCGUGGCGUCCGUCGUUCGUGCGUCCCUAAACCUUUGGUCAUUUUUCAUGGGAUCUUUAUGAAAGUUGGUCUGAAUGUUUAUCUUGAUGAUAUCUAGGUCAAGUUCGAAACUGGGUCACGUGCGGUCCAAAACUAGGUCAGUAGGUCUAAAAAUAGAAAAACCUUGUGACCUCUCUAGAGGCUAUAUUUUUCAAUGGAUCUUCAUGAAAAUUGGUCAGUAUGUUCACCUUGAUGAUUUCUAGAAUAAAUUUGAAACUGGGUCAUGUGUGGUCAAAAACUAGGUCAGUAGGUCAAAUAAUAGAAAAACUUUGUGAUCUCUCUAGAGGCCAUAUUUUUCAUGGGAUCUGUAUGAAAGUUGGUCUGAAUAUUCAUCUUGAUGAUAUCUAGGUCAGGUUCGAAACUGGGUCACAUGCAGUCAAAAACUUGGUCAGUAGGUCUAAAACUAGAAAAACCUUUUGACCUCUCUAGAGGCCAUAUUUGUUAAAUGAUUUUCAUGAAAAAUGGUCAGAAUGUUCACCUUGAUGAUAUCUAGGUCAAGUUUGAAACUGGUUCACAUGCCGUCAAAAACUAGGUCAGUAGGUCUAAAAAUAGAAAAACCUUGUGACCUCUCUAGAGGCCAUACUUUUCAUGAGAUCUUCAUGAAAAUUGGUGAGAAUGUUCACCUUGAUGAUAUCUAGGUCAAGUUCAAAACUGGGUCACAUGCCUUCAAAAACUAGGUCAUUAGGUCAAAUAAUAGAAAAACCUUGUGACCUCUCUAGAGGCAAAAUAUUUCAAUGGAUCUUCAUGAAAAUUGGUUAGAAUUUUUAUCUUGAUGAUAUCUAGGUCGAGUUCUAAACUGGGUCACAUGAGCUCAAAAACUAGGUCACUAUGUCAAAUGAUAGAAAAAACAAUGUCAUACUCAAUUCAAAACAGGAUCAUGUGGGGACAGGGGAGCGAUUCAGGACUAUCAUGGUCCCCUUGUUAUUUGCUGAUAAUUAUAAAAUAUAUGAUGUUUCAUUUAUGAUGUAAAUUUUAUCAUCUUCAAGAUUUGAAUUAACAUUACAAACUUUAUGUGCACACACCUCCCAUCAGAUAUAUCAGUAAGAUAUAAAUUGUGUUUGUGUUUUAAAUGUUGAUAAUUGCAACUCUUGUAAAACAUGAUAUGCUUUUCAGGGGAGGUAACAAAUUGCUUAGAAUAUUUGUUCAUUAGACUGGCUGUGCAUGAGGAUAAUUAGAGACAAAACUGUUAGAUUGUUUCCAGUAACAUGCUUCAAGGCCAUAAAAACAC